This is a messenger RNA of Knipowitschia caucasica, 1803 nucleotides long. The record is from the annotation of a GenBank genome assembly. Lineage: Eukaryota; Metazoa; Chordata; Actinopteri; Gobiiformes; Gobiidae.
AUGACGUUUACGCGCACGGUAUUCAGCAGGUCCAGCAGCGGAGCGCGGCCGGAGGAAGGUUCUGGCAGCGGCCUCAUGAGACCCGUCAUGGGCGAAGAGUUUGAGAGCGCCUUAGGACUGCUCAGUUCAUCUAGUGAAGACGACGAGGACGUCCAGUUUGACACCUCCGACAUGGACAGUGAUCGAGAGGUGCUGAUGGCUGGAAGAUCGUAUUCAACUGUUCAAGAGUUUGCCUCUGCCAUUCCCAACCAUCUCCUUCUGGGCUCUCUGUUGGAGCAUCUGUGCUUUGUCUAUGAGAAUAACCCAGCACGCUCCCGGAAGCUGUUUAAAGUCAUCGGGCAGCGACUGGCUGCCAUGAAUCUCCUUUCACCUUUGGCCAUAAGUGAUGAGUUCAGCACAGUCAGACUGCAGCACAACCGAGCCUUUACUGAGCUGCUUCAUGCUGCCAACUCCUCUCUCUAUCAAGAGAGCCAAAUUCUUGGCACUACUACUCAAAGUACGACUGUAAGACCAAAAGAAGGACUUUUUCAAGCCCAGACGUCAAGAUAUCUCAGCGAGUUUGAAGAAAAAUGCAGACUUGGCAAAGGAUCUUAUGGAAAUGUUUUUAAGGUUUUGAAUAAACUUGAUGGACAGGAUUAUGCUGUGAAGAAAAUUCGAAUUAAAAAGGUUUCAAAAGAAGACUGUAUGAAGGUUCUCCGAGAAGUUAAGGUUCUCUCAAGCUUGCAACAUGUGAACAUUGUCGGCUACCACACUGCAUGGAUGGAGCAUGUUCAACCCGCAGCAUAUUCUCGGUCGUCUCUACCAGCUUUAGAGUCUCCUGAACAACAUGAUAGUUCUGAUGAGAAUUGUCACGGCAAUGGCACAGGAUCUUCCCUCCCCAGUAAAGAGCAAAGUGACUCAAAAUGUCCAGCCAUGGGUUUGGACAGCUCUGUAAUGUUUGAAGAGGGAUCCAGCAGUAACGUUGAACUAAGCAAUGGCUCCUGCAGUGGCAAAGAGUGUCAGCAGAAGGUGGACAAGUGUCCGAUAACUAUUAAAGAGGUACAGUUCCACCUAAUGCUCUACAUUCAAAUGCAGCUGUGUGAGCGUUCAUUAAAAGACUGGAUUUCUGAGAGAAAUGCUAAACCUGUACACCAGCAAUGUCCAUUUGGAUGUGUGGACACUGAGCAUACACUAAGUAUCCUGAAGCAGAUCCUAGAUGGGGUACAAUACAUCCACUCAAGAGGAAUCAUUCACAGGGACCUUAAGCCUAGGAAUAUAUUCCUCACUGGCCAAGGCUGUCAUGUGUCACCCAGGAUCGGAGACUUUGGACUGGCUUGUAGAAAUCUAAUUGCAGACAGUUAUGAAUCCUCUGGUUCUCUCUGCAGUGAUUCCUCACAUACCACCGCUGUGGGAACGUUUGUGUAUGCGUCACCAGAGCAGUUGAAGGGUUCACAUUAUGAUUCAAAGUCAGACAUGUACAGUGUAGGUAUCCUGGCCUAUGAACUGUUCCAUCCUUUUGGGACAGAAAUGGAACGAGUCCAGUGUCUUGUGGAUCUUAGAGAUGGAAAAAUUCCAGAUUCCUUUAACCACAGAUGGCCAAUUCUUGCUGAAUAUGUCAUGAAAUUGACCAAUAAAGAUGCAAGUAUACGACCCACUUCUACAGAGCUUCUUAAUAGUAAACUCUUUAGUAGUACAGACAUGACGAUGAUUCAUGGUUUGCAGAAACAACUGAAAGACCAAGAAAAGGAAAUUAUGCAGUUAAGACGACGAAUCAGUGAACUUGAAAGCUCAAACGUGUCUUUUUCUGAAUCACAUGAAACGUAA